AUGUCGGUAUAUGAUAAUGUUGAAACUACUACUGAGUUAGAAGAAAUUGAAGGUGUAAAUGCUUCUGAUGAAAUUGUUUUGGAGCUUAGUGACGAGGCUCAAACUGUUGGAAAAAAUGUCAAGACUUUGUAUGAAUCUUCCACUUUACUGAAUCAAAAUCCUGAUAAUGUUGAUUUAUUGGCCUCUGUAGCUCCUAGGACUAUGAAAAAUGUUGGUGAAUCUGAAAAAACUGUCGAUGGUGUGGGUGUUACUAGUGAUGGUGAUGUUGGUGUUGUUACCUCCUCUGAGUCAUCUGAUAAUGAUUCAAAGCACAUUGCUUCUGAGGAAGCCUUUGAUUGUGGUUUCAAGAGUUACUCAGACAAAGAAGUCACAGACUCUGUUUGGGUCACUAGGGCUAGGCUCACACCAAAAGAAAACAACUAUUUUGGAGGAAGCAUUGAGAGCAUUCCUGUUCCAAUAUCUGUCGUCUCGACUGAGAGUGAAAGGAAGAGACGCGAUGAUACGGAGUUGUUUGGCAAUAUUCUGUGUACCUUGGAGCUAGGAGGUGGACUGCCCGAGGCUGGGGCUGUAAAUCAACCACUGCCUACAGAGGAGGAGAUGGUGGUGUUAGCGGAUGGAGUAGUGGUGGCAGAGGUAGUGGCGAUUGAAGAAGAAACGGGAAAAGGUAUUUUAGCCCCAGAGAUUUCUGAUGAGAUUACCAACGCAGAAGCCUACGAUGGACAGCCAAGAAGAGAAGAAGAAGAGAUUGCGAUGGAGGAGGCCAAGGAGUCUAAAGUUGCAUCGGAGGCCCCUAAUGUUGCGUUGGAGGAGGUUGCAAGGGAGGCGCAACCAGAAGUGGUUAAAGAUAAGAAGAAGAACAACAACAACAAGGGAAAGGAGGCUGAGGAGGCUGAAUCUUCCCAUCAUCACAAAGAAAGGAAGAAUAAAGAGAAAAUGGAUGAUGAUGAAGAGGAGGAGACCGGGAAGGAAAGAAAGAAAAAGGAGAAAGAAGAAAAGAGAAUGCGCCGGCGUGAAGAGAGGCACCUGAGAAAGGAAGAAGAAGCAAGGCAAAAGGUUGCGAGCCUGGAGAUAGAAGGAUAA
Molecule: messenger RNA, 1080 nt
Organism: Benincasa hispida (wax gourd)
Lineage: Eukaryota; Viridiplantae; Streptophyta; Magnoliopsida; Cucurbitales; Cucurbitaceae
Source: RefSeq, a predicted model, not a curated record